GCUUUGAGGAGAGAGAUGGACGAUAACUUACAGCUCGAAGAAGGUGGAACGACAAAGAUUAUUGCCAAAUCUGGCCGAAGAGCCCGCUUACCAGCCAAUCAGUCAUUUGAAGAACUCCGACCUGCACGGAAGUCGUCCACUUCUGCUUCAUUAGGAGAAGGCCCGCCUUCUAAACCGGCCCGGCGGCAGGGUGGCUGGGCAGAGGAAAGCUCCGGAUCUGGUUCUGCCAAGUCUUCUAGAAGGCGAACUGCUGAGGACUUGGAGGACCAUCGCCUGCGACCACAAACUCCCCAAGGAUCAGAUGAUGAAGGAGAUAUUCCAGUGAUACCAGACCUAGAGGAAGUGCAGGAAGAAGAUCUGACGACGCAAGUUGCUGCUCCACCAAGGUGCCAGGUGAAUCGAGUGAUGACCUACAGCGAUCUGGACAACGAUCUAAAACAUUUCUCUUCGUUCCAGACCUUAGACGGAGAGAUCGACUUGAAGCUGCUCUCCAAGGUUUUAGCACCAGAGCACGAGUUCAAAGAGGAGUAUGUGAUCUGGGACUGGGAUCAUCUGUUUGCAGAGGUGUCCUCAGAGCUUAAGACGGAGCAGGACCAAGGAGAGAGUCCGGAGCUGGGACACAAGGGACCGUGACAUCGCUUCAUUUAACUUCAGUUUCUUUGUACAUAAAGUUAUGAAAAUAAAUUCUUCCAGUGUUUUUUUUUUUUAUAUAUUAAAAACCAGAGUUCCCUGUUACUCGCGCCAAAUCUAUGUUUUUGUGGUUGGUCUUUGUUUACUCUUUUGAGGUUUUUUUCUUCUGACUUGAGUGGCCUAAAGGCCAUCGUUUGAAAGGAGCAGUUUCAGAUAAAAAAAAAAAAUGUCCUCUCUGUACGGGCAGCAUUAUCAACAUCCAAACACAAGUCCAAGGUUGAUAAUCAGCUAAGCUCAAAUCCAGUUGAUUGUGUUCAAAUUAACAUUCCUCAUUAAAGCCCACAACCUUAUUGUUAUUGACCGUGCCAUUGACUUUAUCUUGCAGCUCUUCGAUAGUAGCAACCCCUUCUUCGCUAUUAUCUCAAAUGCAUAGAGCAGAGUUCCUAUUGACACGCGGAGGAUUAGCAUACAUUAUACUUUUACUGAAUUAAAAGGUAUGGAUGGAAGUCUGGAGCACGACGGCUGCAACUCUUUAAAGUGAUGAACAAAUCCUUUUUUUUUUUUUUUUCUCCCCAAGACA
Fundulus heteroclitus (mummichog) is the source of this 1210-nucleotide messenger RNA. It is a transcript of the gene ift43, whose product is annotated as intraflagellar transport protein 43 homolog A. Bases 16 to 633 code for a protein of 205 amino acids. The record is from RefSeq and is a predicted model, not a curated record. Lineage: Eukaryota; Metazoa; Chordata; Actinopteri; Cyprinodontiformes; Fundulidae. Gene Ontology annotation, biological process: intraciliary retrograde transport. Gene Ontology annotation, cellular component: cilium; intraciliary transport particle A. The transcript is spliced from 9 exons.